This is a messenger RNA of Mytilus californianus (California mussel), 1010 nucleotides long. Its product is annotated as CD209 antigen-like. The transcript has 6 exons. Gene Ontology annotation, biological process: biological process involved in interspecies interaction between organisms. The record is from RefSeq and is a predicted model, not a curated record. The coding region runs from base 47 to 769 and encodes 240 amino acids. Gene Ontology annotation, cellular component: external side of plasma membrane. Gene Ontology annotation, molecular function: carbohydrate binding. Lineage: Eukaryota; Metazoa; Mollusca; Bivalvia; Mytilida; Mytilidae.
UUUCAGACAAUAUCACCACGACCGUACCUGGAGACAGUAAACCAUCAUGGCACGUGUUGCUAUGAUUACAUUUUUAGUCGUGAUUUGUACAAUUAUUGUGGAAGCCAAGUGGAAAAGAGAAACAACGGAAAGUGAAUAUGCAAGAAUACAAAAUUCAGUGCCAUAUUACUGGGAGGUAAUAUGUGAUUAUCAACCUACUGGAGUAUGCCAUUAUGGUUAUAUAGACCGUAGUACCCAAAUCGGCCGUUGGAAGUUCCGGGAGGACGCCCAAAAGACACAGCCACCACCGCCUGGGCCAGAGGAUCUAAAAAUACCAGCACCAGUACCAGUAUCAAAAUUUGACAGAAAUCGUUGCAAAGAAGGCUGGUAUGAUUGGUUUGGGGGAAACGAAUGUUACUACAUUUCUGCCUUUAAUGAUACGAAAAGCUGGAGGGAGGCUUAUGAAGCAUGCAAAAACUUAGGAGCAGACUUGGCAUAUGCUAAAUUCAAUAUGAAGUGGAAUUUUAAUGCUGCGGGAUCAUUUGCAAUAAAAAGCAAGAUAAGAACUCAUUAUUACUGGACAAGUGGACACAAAGUCAAUGGCAAAUGGUAUUGGGGAAAUAACCAUGGACCAGUUCCAAAAAGCAUACUGAAAAUGAAUGAAGAACUACCAGGCAGUCCUGAGUACGGGGAUUGUUUUGCAAAAUAUCUCUAUAGAUCGGUUGUUUAUAAUAAAAAAAAAUGUAAUCUUAAAUUCAACUAUGUCUGCCAGAGAAAUGUGCCAAAAUAAAUAUGGGUAACUCUAUAAUAUAGGAAUACGCAUUGGGUGUAAACUUAUGCUAUUAAAAUAUGCCUAGGUUGUCAUUGUAUGCUAUUAGAAUAGAAUAUACUUUUAAAUGGAAGCAAUAGAUAUUGUGUUGUUUCUUCAUAUUCCUAAAACAGAUACAAAUAUUCAGAAAAUAGUGUUAGAUUGAACUUAAAUGAUUUAUAAGUUAUGAAAACCUUGUAUUAAAAAACUAUUGACACAUAAA